Messenger RNA from Sardina pilchardus (European sardine), 4472 nucleotides. Its product is annotated as thyrotropin-releasing hormone-degrading ectoenzyme-like. The transcript is spliced from 19 exons. Lineage: Eukaryota; Metazoa; Chordata; Actinopteri; Clupeiformes; Clupeidae. Gene Ontology annotation, biological process: peptide catabolic process; proteolysis. Gene Ontology annotation, cellular component: cytoplasm. The coding region runs from base 1 to 2979 and encodes 992 amino acids. Gene Ontology annotation, molecular function: metalloaminopeptidase activity; peptide binding; zinc ion binding. The record is from RefSeq and is a predicted model, not a curated record.
AUGGGAAUUGAGGACAACAAUAUGAGAAACGGCAGAGGCCUGUCGGAUCAAUGGGCUGACAGCGUUGUGGUCCGACCCAGGACAACCGAGCGGCACAUUACCGUGCACAAAAAACUGGUCCUGGGAUUCGCCAUCUCCAUCCUCACGCUCAUCAUUGUCACGGCAAUCGCCGUGCUUCUCAGCGUCAGCUUUGAGGAUUGCACCGUGGCGGAGAGCAGCUCGCGGGCCGGGAACGGCACGAGCACCAAACCCAAUCAGUCCCGGGACGGUAAUUUUAACCACAAGGAUGAGGACACCCAGCCUUGGAGGCACCUCCGGCUGCCCACGUCGCUGCGUCCCCGGCACUAUGACCUCAAGCUGUCCGUGUACAUGGAUAACUUCACUUUCUCGGGCGAAGUUAACAUCGAAUUCGAGUGCGUCAACUCCACCAAGUUCAUCGUGCUUCACACGGACAGACUGGAGGUGGAGAGAGUGGUGGUGUAUUCGGACAACAAAAAGCCGGGCGUCAUGCGCAUCCACCGGCAGUUCCACUACCCGUCCAACCAGGUUUAUGUCAUCGCUUUGCACAGGGAGAUGAAGCCACUGAGAACAUACAAAGUCAACAUUACUUUUGAAGCCCAAAUAGAAAACGAACUUUUGGGUUUUUUCCGUAGCUCUUACGUGCUGCAUGGAGAAAGAAGGUAUCUUGCGGUGACUCAGUUCUCCCCGACCCAUGCCAGAAAAGCCUUCCCGUGUUUCGACGAGCCCAUCUACAAGGCCACAUUCCGGAUCAGUCUGAAGCAUGAGGCCUCCUACCUGUCCCUGUCCAACAUGCCCGUGGAGAACUCCGUCACCGACGACGACGGCUGGGUGACCAACUACUUCUCCAGAACCCCGCGCAUGUCCACCUACUACCUGGCCUGGGCUGUGUGCAACUUCACCUACAAGGAGGCCCUGACCGAUAGUGGAGUUCUGAUCCGCCUGUACGCCAGGCCCAACGCCAUCUUGAGCGGAUCGGGCGACUACGCGUUGCAGAUCACAAAGAGGCUGCUGCAGUUCUACGAGGAUUACUUCAAAGUCAAAUACUCCCUGCCCAAAUUAGAUCUGCUGGCUGUCCCAAAGCACCCGUACGCUGCCAUGGAGAACUGGGGGCUCAGUGUGUUCGUGGAGCAGAAGAUCCUGCUGGACCCCGAGAUAUCGUCCUUCUCCUACCAGAUGGAGCUGACCAUGGUGGUCGUGCACGAGAUCUGCCACCAGUGGUUCGGGGACCUGGUCACACCGGUGUGGUGGGAGGAUGUGUGGCUGAAGGAAGGCUUUGCUCACUUCUUCGAGUACCUCGGAACCGACUUCCUCUUCCCCAAGUGGAACAUGGAGAAACAGCGUUUCCUGACAGAUGUUCUCCAUGAGGUGAUGCUGUUGGAUGGCUUGGCGAGCUCUCACCCUAUCUCCCAGGAGGUGUUUGAGGCCACCGACAUCGACAGGGUCUUCGAUUGGAUCGCCUACAAAAAGGGAGCGGCACUAAUCCGGAUGUUGGCCAACGUAAUGGGCCAGGCGGUGUUCCAGAGGGGCCUGAAUGACUAUUUGAUGACUCACAUGUAUGGCAAUGCAGCGAGGGACGACCUGUGGAACAAGCUAUCUGAGGCCAUGCAGAGGGAAGGCAAAGACAUCAACAUCAAGGAGGUGAUGGACCGCUGGACGCUGCAGAUGGGCUACCCGGUGGUCACCAUCAGCAAGAACGAGAGCCUGGACCACGCCGUCACCAUCACCCAGGAGCACUUCGUCUACGACAUGGACGCCAAGAUCCGAGACCCGGAGCUCUUCAACCGAAGCUUCCUGUGGCACAUCCCUUUAACACUAGCCGUGGGAAAUUCCACUCACAUAUCCCCGGAAGCCAUCAUCUGGGUCUCCAAUAAAACAGAGACACACAAAGUGGGCCAGAUAGACGAGGAGACGUGGUUGCUUGGCAACAUCAAUCAGAUGGGCUACUUCAGGGUGAACUACGACCUCCACAACUGGAGGCUGCUGAUCGGGCAGCUCAUGAACAACCAUGCGAUCAUCUCCAUUGGGAACCGGGCUGGCCUCAUUGACGACGUCUUUAACCUGGCAAGGGCCGGGUUCCUGCCCCAGAACGUGCCCCUGCAGAUCAUCAGCUACCUGCCCCAGGAGAAGGAGUUCCUGCCCUGGCACGCGGCCAGCCGUGCCCUCUACCAGCUGGACAAGCUCCUGGACCGUACGGAGGACUACAGCCUCUUUAGUGACUAUGUACUGAAACAAGUGGCUCCCAAGUAUCAUAAGCUGGGCUGGCCGACUACUUCCCCUGAUGGUUCCUUCAUGCAAGCUGCCUACCAGGCUGAAGAGCUGCAGAGGGAGGUGAUCAUGCUGGCGUGUAGUUUCGGGAACAAAAACUGCCAUCGCCAGGCUGUGACUCUCAUCUCAGAUUGGAUCUCCAGCAACAAGAACAGGAUCCCACCCAACGUGCGGGACAUUGUGUACUGCACUGGCGUCUCGCUCAUGGACGAGGACGUGUGGGAGUUCAUCUGGAUGAAGUUCCACUCCUCCACGGCCAUCUCGGAGAAGAAGGUUCUACUGGAGGCCUUGACCUGCAGUGACAACAGCUUCCUCCUCACCAGGCUGUUGAACCUGUCUCUGACCUCGGACCUGGUGCCAGACCAAGACGUCAUCGACGUCAUCAUCGACGUGGGGAGGAACCCUCACGGCCGCCACCUGGCCUGGAGGUACUUCCGGGAGAAGUGGGAGGUACUGAACACCAGGUAUGGCGAGGCCUUAUUCAUGAUCUCCAAACUAAUCAGUGGAGUGACGGAGUUCCUCAACACCGAGGCCGAGCUCGCUGAGUUGAAGGACUUCAUCCAUACCAGCAGUGGAGGCAGUGCGGUGGCAGCGUUCGCCCGCGCCGUGGAGAUCGUGGAGGCCAACGUCAAGUGGCACCGGCUCUACGAGCGGCAGUUUUAUCAGUGGCUGCGCAAGUCCCCCAACGGCUAACAGCGCAGUCGCCAAGACCUAGUUAAUAGCAUGGGAUAUCUCCAAAGUAUUUAUAGGCCAAUACAGCGAAGGGCGUGGCGAAAAAGGAAUCAAUUUGGGACAGAAAAUAGACAAAUAUGACUUGUUCCUCCCUCCCCAACCUCACCUCCCCACACAUAAACAACAUAAAACCAGGAUUGGGACCAGUGGGAAGAAAAAAAGAUGAAGGAGUUCGACUCUGACGCCAACACCCUCUGACAAGUGUUAGCCAAACUGUUUUGAUUUUCUAAAAAAAAAAAAGAUAUUGCAUGGCGUUCAUCUUUGCAGUUUAUUUUAUUGUUUCUUUUUUUAUUAUUAUUGAUUUAUGUUUUUGCAUGGGAUUCAUGACCCAAUUGGUUGUCCAGCUUCUUGACCUAUGACCCUUUUGCAGAGACUGAUGAAUCUCAGAUUACCUCUGUAGCCUAAGAGUAAAUAAAGACAACACCAACCCAACAAACAUUGGAUGAAGAAAUUGGAAAUCUGAAGAAACUGCAGAGGAGGACAGCACAACGGUACUUGUGACAAGCACAACUGGUCUGUCUUGACAAUCAGUCUAUUGAUUGUGAUUUGAGAGAGGUGCAGAGAUGGACCAAGUUCUGAUGGUUAUAUAAAUAUAUAAAUAUAUAUAAAUAUACACAUAUAAACUCACUGUUGAAGCCUCUCCUUUCUCCUCAAGCCAUCCACAUGAACUGUGAAAAGGGGCAUUGUUGUGCCAAUGCAGAUUAUUGUGGACAAACUGAGGGCAGAUUGUGCCAGGGCAGGUUAUGUUGAUUGUUGUGUGUGUGUGUGUGUGUGUGUGUGUGCUUCUGUAACGUGUAUUAGACGACUUCUUCCUGCAUCGUACGACUCCGAAGAAUAACGCAGCCACCGUCCUCAGACUAAGGGGGAGAGGCAUCAACCUGAAGUGUUUUUUUUUAUUAUUAUUAUUUUUAUUUUUAUUUUGUUUGAUUCACCAAAGGUGUUUAACGAGAGAAGGGGGGAAAAAAGAGUGAUUUCACUUUGACAGUGUUGGUCAUGUUAUCACACAUUUUAUUUGUAUGAUUGGUUUUCCUCCUUGCUCCAGUGGUGCGCUCGCUGCUGCGUUGUCCUUGGGUUUUUAACAGUGUAGUUGUUUGAGUGGUGUAUCAGUAAGCCAUGGGGUUUGUGGGGCAGCGACUAACGGCGUGGUCAGUAACUGCGCUGAGGAGCAAAGGCUCUGCUCAGCUUUGGGCACCGAUUGUGUUCAUUCUAUAUUUUGUAAACAUGUUACCUAGCAACAUGGAUUUUAUAAACAUAUAUGAAACACAUGGAUUUUUUUUCUUUCUUUUUUUCAGUGAACAUGUUCAGUACUCCUACUGAAAUUACCAAACGUUCCAUACAUACUCCACACUAACACCCCAGCCACUAACAGAGCAGGUAUUGAGGAACCCGUCUGAAUGAGCUCUUGUGUGACUAGGGCUGAUGUGUAUUGUGUAUAUCGUAUGUGUAUAAGCUGG